CAUUUCAUGUGAAAGCAGCGCGACAGGGACGACAGCCUGUGCCAAACAAUUUAAAAAAUCUGUCAGAAUUUGAAUCAAAUACACCAAUUGAAUAUUUACAAACUAACAUUAACCGUUUACCUAACGGUGGGGCCUAUAGGGUUUCGACUUAACUUGCCGGCUGUGUUGCUUGGAGACGAAGAAAAUGAGCUACGGAAGGGCGCCGCCAGACGUUGAGGGGAUGACCUCCCUGAAAGUGGACAACCUGACUUACCGAACUUCGCCGGAGACUCUGCGCAGAGUUUUUGAGAAGUACGGACGUGUAGGAGAUGUGUAUAUCCCCCGGGACAGGUACACUAAAGAGAGCCGCGGGUUUGCCUUCGUGCGGUUCCUCGACAAGCGCGACGCCGAGGACGCAAUGGACGCUAUGGACGGCGCACUGCUUGACGGGCGGGAGCUUCGGGUGCAGAUGGCCCGCUACGGGCGACCUCCGGACUCCAUGUACAGCCGGAGAGGUGCUCCGCCGCGCAGAUACGGAGGAGGGUACGGCGGACGCAGGAGCCGUUCAGCCAGCCCUCGCCGCCGCAGACGUAGCCACUCCAGGAGCAGAAGCCGUUCCCGAUCCAGGAGCCGCCACCACUACAGCCGCUCCAGGUCUCACUCUGACUCCAGGUCAAGAUCAAGGUCCAAGUCUAAAUCUAAGUCCAGGACCCCGAGAAGGAGCAAGACAAAAUCUCCCUCCAAGUCUCGUUCCUCCAAGUCAAGGAGUCGAACCCCGCCUUCCAACAGAGGGUCCAAAUCCAGGUCCCGGUCCAAAUCCAAGAGUAGGCCAAAAUCUCCAGAGGACAACGGAGCAGAGACUUAAUCCAGACUUGGACACAACAUGACGGUAUUCAGGGGGAAGGGGGGAUUAUAUUUUGUGCUUCAAAUAUUUUAUCUGAGAUGGCUAUCUGUCAUCCCUUGGGUUAGUAUUCUGCAGCCUUGGUGCUACAUUACAGUCAUUUGCACAAAAGCAACAAAGUCUGCAGAAUCCUGAAUGUUUUUUUUUAGAAAUUUAAAAUAAGAUUGGGACUGAUGUAAUGUACAGUCCUAGUUCUGUGUGUGCUUUACUUUGCUUAGCCAAUCUAUGCACACACAGACAACAGGAGAUUUGGGUUGAUUAGACCCACUGUAUCAUAUUUCAAAAUGGGGUGUAUGGGAGGGACGUGGGGUGCUGCACUCAAAAACGUUCACCUAAAUGUGGAAUUCUUUCCUCCAAGCUGCGGAGUCCUGUUUGCAAAGAGAGGAGGAGAUGGGGGUGUGGCAGUGUGAGAGCAGUUAGUGUGUGACCUGCCUGUUUGCUGAAAGCGAUGGCAGUUGCUAAGGAGCAGGUCACCGAGGCAACGGUGGUUGCUAUGGAGCAGGUCGUCAUGGCGGUGGUUCGGGCUGUCAGUUGGUGUAUGAGGUGGUGUGGUGAGGUACGUUCGCGGGGAUCACAGGCAGAUGCACUGAGCAGUCAGUUCCCACCUGUUCCUGUGGGUUCCUCCGCCUCACAAAGGGAACGGACCCCGAGGUUUGUUUUUCAAAUUCGCCCAAGUGUAAGACUCUUGUAAGAGCAAUUUUUUUGGGGGGAGAGGGGGGCCAGGAAUGGUGUGUAAACAAAUGUGAAAAUUACUAGAAAUGUUAGGUAUAAUACAUGAAAAUGCCCAGUGGAAAAAAUGCAAUAUGAUAAAUGUUAGUGUCAGGGGAAAGGAUAUCAGACCAGCACUGUAUUUAAAUAUCCAGGUCAGCUGCAGGAGUUGGAAAGACUUUUUGUUUUGCACCUUUUUAACUGUGUUCUGUCUUUCCUUCCAGAUCUCAGAUGAUUGAGCCUUUGCUGAGGACAUCAGGAAGAGUCUCACAUUGAGCAAGUGGACUCUACUAUUACCACUGAAAGCAGACUGAAAGGUUAUUGGAGCUUGGUCUAAAAUGUGUUUUUUAAUUUGACUUAAUUAACAUAAACAAAUUCUGUAACUUAGAUGUGAUCAUUGCUUGUAAAGUUGAGCAUUUUGAAAGGGAUUUGUAAUGUGUUUUACUCUCUCGCGCUCAUUUAAAUUGGGUAUUUUUGCAUUUUGAUUACACUUGUUUUUGAAAUAAUGUAGAUUUCCUUUAAUUAAAACCCUUGUUUAAUACUCUUUCCAAAUGGAUAUGAAAGUUUUAUUUGUAGGGUAUCAUGUUGGAUGUUCAGAGCUUUUACAUCUGUUAUUCCACUUUUUUUCUCUUGUUCUUUUUUUGGAAAAAAUAAAUUAUUUCUGUACUGUGACAUAAAGGCAAAACAUUAAAGUAUUGCUGUGCCACUUAAUUUGUAAUUUGCUAAUCCAGCAGCAUACAUUUUUUGUUUUCUGUCAAAUCUAUUUUCUGUCUGGUUAAAGUUGCUUUCCUAUGACUCUAACCCUCUUUCUUGUGUAUCUUUUGUGCACUAGGCGCAGUUGUGUAGCAGUUGAGUAAUGCUGGUUAGCUGUUAAGAUGCGGUGCAGUGCGGUGGUGACAUGGUGUGGCGUGUUGCGGUGCUGAGUGCCCGGCGCUGUUCCGGGGCUCGACCCUCCGCUGCUGUUUGCCGGUUUGUAAACUCACAGGUGUGGCAGAUCAUCCAUCCUCUCCUGUCUUGUGACCUCUCCUUCCCCCCCAUGUGCUAUACAGAUUCUCUCCUUCUUCUUUUUCUCUUCUCUCCCCCCCCCCCCCCCCCCCUCCCCUCUGUGGUUUAUCCACUGUUAAUAACUGGUUUUGCUCGCUUUUUUUUAAAUUGGGUCCAGUUUGACUCCUAGUGAAGGGUUUAAUGGGCAGUCCAGGCUGCUUAAUUAAUGAUUUGUGUAUUUCAUUACUCUGUAAACCUCUCAAAUGUCUUGUAUUUGCAUCAGGUGAAUGCUAAUAAACAUCUCUGUCGUUCCAAGUCAA
Molecule: messenger RNA, 2892 nt
Organism: Cottoperca gobio
Lineage: Eukaryota; Metazoa; Chordata; Actinopteri; Perciformes; Bovichtidae
Gene: srsf2a
Product: serine and arginine rich splicing factor 2a
Exons: 2
Coding region: 185-844 (219 amino acids)
Molecular function (GO): RNA binding
Source: RefSeq, a predicted model, not a curated record